Messenger RNA from Sesamum indicum (sesame), 1233 nucleotides. Lineage: Eukaryota; Viridiplantae; Streptophyta; Magnoliopsida; Lamiales; Pedaliaceae. The record is from RefSeq and is a predicted model, not a curated record.
ACCAACUCAUAAUUUGAGAAUUUUUGCAAGUGAUGAAAAGAGAGAUCGAGUUUGAUGGAGAAGAAGAUGACGAGAAUGAUUGUGGCGGUGGGAGAGAAUUUCAAUCUUGAAAAUGCAGUGUGCAAUCAUGGCUUCUUUAUGAUGCCUCCUAACCUUUGGAUCCCAACCCACAAAUCCCUCACACGUCCUUUACGACUCAACAACCCCUCCAAUUCCCUCAACGUUUCCAUAACUCAACUCCCAAAUCAACAGUUUCUUGUAAUCACCCCACAACAACAACACUCUCCUCCUCACUUUCCUUUCAAGAUGGACAAGCAAUACGCGUACGCACCCACCACUUGCAACAAGAUUUUGUGUGAAGUUCAUUUACUCAAAAAUAUAUAUCACAUGAAUGCAGGCUCAGGUAGUACAAAUGUUGCGAAUUUCAGCAAAGGAUGAGAAGAUGGUAGAGGAAUUUCAUAGGAUUCAUGCAGAAGCAAAGAAGUUGGGGUUUGCUCGCAUUUUUCGUUCACCAACUUUGUUUGAAGACAUUGUCAAGUCUAUACUCCUUUGCAAUUGCACAUGGGGAAGGUCGCUGGAAAUGGCUGAAGCGUUAUGUGAUCUCCGGCAACAUUGUGGAAAGAAGGGUUCAAAAAGAAAGCGACGGAGCGGAGAUGGGCCGAAGGCUGUGGACGACGACCGCUGGCAGAUGAGUAGAAACUUUCCAACUCCAAAGGAAAUAGCCUGUUUGGAUGAGGAGACCCUAAAUCGGCACUGCAACUUGGGGUACAGAGCAUCAAUCGUACUAGAUGUGGCGAGGAAUAUUGAGAAUGGAAACCUCAACUUGGAGGAUUUCGAAUCGGCCAUGUCCGAUGCAUCAUGGAUCCGCCAACGUCUGCUAAAGAUAAAAGGCUUUGGUCCCUUCACCGUCGCCAAUAUUAUGAUGUGCCUUGGGUUUUAUCAAUACAUUCCUGUCACUGUCAAGCAUUUGGAUGGUAAAUUACAUUUUUUGUCUCAUAAGUGGACCCGAUUCCAAUCUUAGUCCAUAUUCGCACAUUUGGUCCCGUAAAUGGAUUUUUUUUCUAAUUUCAGUCCCGGUUGGAGAUUUCCGUUAAAACUUAACGGCAGCUGCUGAAAUCCGUUAGGUGCCCUUAAAUAUCAAGGGAAAGCAUGUAGAAUUGGAGGGAAAGCAUGGAGAAUUGGAGGGAAAAUCAACAACUUGGUGGAAAUUACACUACACUCUCUUUCUUCUAU